AUGCCUUUGAUUUGUCUUCCUCGUUGUCUUCAUUAGUCCUUCACCUCUCCCUCUUCAUGUUUGUUGUUCCUUUAAAAAAUGUAAUAAAGUCUCCACUUUCUCAGUGUCUCUAUUACCAAAUAUUUUACCUGCUUGGCUGCCUGGAAGAUCUCACCAACGUACCCAUGAUGAAAGGAUCUUCACAACAAGAUAAGCAAGAUAAAGGUGAUCAGAUGAGGGAAAGCUAUAGCAAGGAAGCAUGCGACUUUGGUUCGGAAAAGGGUGUCUCUGAUGAUAUAAUCCCUCAUAUUCUCAACUUAUAUGCAUCUCGUGCCACAUCUCGUGACUUUGAAAUUUAUGCUACAGACGCCUCCUUUGAAGAUCCCCUCAUGUGUGCUCACGGGGUGAAGCAGAUUAAAUCAUCAUUCUAUUCACUUUCUAAGGUAUUUAGUGAAUCAAGAAUUGAGGAAUACAGUGUCGAGGAAAAAGCAACAGCACAAGGAAAACAUGAGAUAUUGAUUGACAACAAACAACAUUAUGUGUUCUUGGGGAAAAGCAUCAAUAUGAUUUCUCUCAUCAAGCUGUAUAUUGAGGAUGGGAAAGUUGUUCGCCAUGAAGACUGGUGGGACAAGAAGCCAAUCAGGAAUAGAGAAACAAGUGCAAUCGCAUUAGUUGGCCGUUUAAAGGAAAUAGUUCGCAGGGGAUCGAUGCUUGUUACCCAUGCUAUGAUGGGGCUUGGGAAGGAUCCGACCAAGUAAAUUGCUCUUAAAUCAAAAUCAUAAAUUAUGUUUCUUUUGCUCAAGUGCCAAUGCUUUUAAUCUUUGUAUUAUUAUAUGUUUCUUGCUUAUAGAUGUUUCAAUCUGUUUAAGCUUUUAGAUGAAUGAAAUUGCUUGUAGUCACCACGUCUAAAAGAUAUUUAUAGUCUGUUCAAAUUUGUGAGUAGCCUUAAUCCUUUGUGCAAAAGUAUUAUGUUUCAAAAUAUUGUAUAGUAUAAAAAGUUGAAUAAAUUAGCUGGUUCAAAGCUUAAUCCGUAA
This is a messenger RNA of Ricinus communis (castor bean), 1013 nucleotides long. RefSeq lists its product as uncharacterized. Lineage: Eukaryota; Viridiplantae; Streptophyta; Magnoliopsida; Malpighiales; Euphorbiaceae. Bases 57 to 737 code for a protein of 226 amino acids. The record is from RefSeq and is a predicted model, not a curated record. The transcript has 7 exons.